AUGAAAGAAUUGGUGGAUGAUGAGGCUGGAGAAGAUGACGAUGGCGAUGAGGAAGAUGAGGAAGAUGAGGAAGAGGAAGAAGAGGAGGAAGAGGAAGAAGAGGAGGAAGAGGAAGAAGAGGAAGAAGAAUCGGACGACAAGAGCAGUGAUUCUCAAGAGGACGACCAUGGAUCCGAACCCGAAGAGAAUGGUCUCAAUGAUAAGAACGGCGCCGCAACCAUCAAAGACAAGAAUGAGACCGGGACAGUCAAAGACAAGGCCAUGGCCGAACCUACAAAGCUUCCCGAGAGAAAUAAAGUCCAGCCAGUCCAGGACAGCUCCUCAGAAGACUCGGAGAGUGAAGAUGAACUUGACUCCUCCAAGUUUGGUCGCACUAUCAUCCCUGGUCCAUCCACUGCCACUACCAAGCCAGCUGGUCCUUCUCCUGCUGCUGCCAAGGCAAUUGCGCAGCCUCCAAUGCCGGAAAAAACAACCCCACGAGUGACACCGAGAAGAACGUUGAAAGGUCUCCUUAAAGAUCAAAAGGAUCAGCAAGCACGCAGGGCGCAGCAGCCUCCGAUCCAGCAAAAUCUAUCAAAUCCGCGCCCACCCCGAAUAAAUCUAGCGUCUACUCUGUGUCUGACAGCAGCGAUGCCGAAAGUAGUAACAGUGAGGGACCCGGUGGGGAUAUCCUCGCCAAUGGACAGUCCGGUAAACUUCGCCAGCCUUGGAGCAGAUAGCUCCUAUCAGUUCCUGAUAUCGGGCUGUCCCUCUUUACUGGAUGCAAUAUCGAAGUCUUGUGAUAUCCAUUUCUUUCCAUGUUCUUGA
Molecule: messenger RNA, 807 nt
Organism: Penicillium longicatenatum
Lineage: Eukaryota; Fungi; Ascomycota; Eurotiomycetes; Eurotiales; Aspergillaceae
Exons: 2
Coding region: 1-807 (268 amino acids)
Source: RefSeq, a predicted model, not a curated record